Molecule: messenger RNA, 1140 nt
Organism: Echinostoma caproni
Lineage: Eukaryota; Metazoa; Platyhelminthes; Trematoda; Plagiorchiida; Echinostomatidae
Source: the annotation of a GenBank genome assembly
UGCUGUAAAGCACAACUGGAUGAACUCCUCGUUGUGAUCAUACUCCGUCGAUUGUCUGCCGCUCAUGAAGAGUCCACACGUGCGAACCAGGCUGGUUUUAAACCUGGUCGAGGUUUCCUAUCCUCGUGUGCGGAUAGCGGUAUCGAUUUACUCCCAGGUGGCAUGCUGUCGGAUCUACAGUAUCCAGAUGACAUUGUGCUGCUGAGUGAAGAUCCAGAGAACUAUUUGUUGAUCGAUGAAAUCAUUCUGAUUCCCGAGUUUGUCAAUCUGAAUUGUACAUAUCAGGACAUUGUUGAAGUUGUACACGGGGACUCGAAACUGCGUUUCAGUAUCCGUGGUUCGAAAGUGCGUCUCAAGCCACUCGAGUUAAAUAAAGACCGUGAUGUCAUGAUAUCAAAAAAGCUGUCCUGGAUUUUGCGCCAUGGCGCACAAAAAGUCGGUCUGACUUACGGCGUCGGUGGUUAUCUCUUCUUGGACGACGUUUUAAGACUUCAGGACUUCAGUGGUAUCAGUGUUGAGGAUGUGCAGCGAGUGGUUGAGAAUAACAACAAACAACGAUUUGAAUUAUCUGUAGAUCCAGAGACUGGCAGGCGACGAAUUCGUGCUUUCCAGGGGCAUAGUGUCAAGAUUGAGGGCCUGGAGUUAAUCCCAAUCACCGAUGCUUCGGAAUUUCCUGUGGUCAUUCACGGCACUUACUGGCGUAAUUGGGAACAAAUCAAACGGGAAGGGUUGAACCGAAUGAACCGAACACAUAUUCACUUCGCUCCCGGUGAGAUCGGUCAAUCCGGCGUAAUUAGCGGAAUGCGAAACAGUGUGGAUGUGGUCAUCUACAUUGAUUUGGCUGCCGCACUUCGGGACGGUUACAAAUUUUUCCUGUCCUCAAAUCGGGUUAUUCUGACCGAGGGCGAUGCGAACGGUUCUCUGCCGCCGAAAUAUUUCGCAAAGGUCUUUCAAUGUCGGCCCCAUCCUUCUCAAUUUAUGUUUUAUUAUGGAAUAUUAGUAUUCAACUGGUGGAUUUGCUCUUCACAACAAAGUUUUUGUGCCGUGACUUGUUUGACUCACAUUGUGAACUCAGACUUUUGUGAAAUACAUCCAUGCAACUUCCCUUACAUCAUGCAAAUGUCUGCUCAAUCAAUGUAG